AUGGCACAUAUUUUCCGCUCUGCCACCAAUGAGCCAAUGCCUCUUUAUGCCGAGCGAGUUCACCUCCUUCGCACAGCUUUCGAUCUGGAUCCUCUGGCAUUGAUAAACGAAGCCAACCACUCCGCCGCCAGGCUAGUCAACCUCCUGACAUCCGACUUCCCAAACCACUUUUCCGACACCGACACGUUCGCCAAUCGCACCGUCAGUCUACACAAACGAGCACAAAUCCUCGUCGCAGAUCUCUGGGCGUGUUUUCGUGGUCAAUGCUUCGGGAAUUUCGACGACAUCGGUACCGCGCUUACCAUGUUCGCCGACUAUCGAGUGCCUCAGAUGUUGCAGCGACUAGGUGUGUUGAGGUACAGUCCUCGACUAGAGACCAAGAUCCGACGUAAGGAGAUCUUUGAGUCUGGUGAGGAUCUUGAGGUAGAGAUCCGGGGCUGCAGCGUCUGGGCUGUGGAGUUGUUGAGAAGGGAAAUUGUGAGGUUGGGUGGGGAGACGUGGGAGGUCGAGGUUGAGCAUGAAGUUGAUGAGUGCGAGGCAAAGCCUCCGUCAAGUGUGGCUGCAAGCUCAGCUCUUCGACACGGCGCAGUAAGCGGCGGCAUCAUCGUAUCACGCCCACGCAAAAGCAUUGAUGCAACAGCACCGGAUGCAAAAGUCGACAUCGAAUCCUCUGGCACCAAGCCAUUGGAUGCGAACGCUGAGGUCACUGACCCUAUAUCGCGGACAGGCACAGAGUCCAUCAAGGCUCUGGAAGCGGUCUCACUACGUGACUCGAACGCAGAGACCGAUACAGCAGACGUUUCGGCACCAACAAUGACCACGGGUCUCCCCACAACGCCGUCAGCCGUGCCCUCGUCUGACACUUCCGCAGACCCACACUCCAUCGCAGCCGGCAAUGCAAUCGACACAGCCGAUAUCAGUUCACCAGCCGAACCAUCGAUGGAGGCGACCGAACCACAUCUGCCAGCACGAUCUCCAUCACAAGCAACCGAAUUGCCAGCCACAGCGUCCGAAUCACCAACGAUGCCACCUCUUUCAUCCUCCGCAUCCUCAGUUCCCAAGAAGGAGAGAAGAAAAGUUCAGGUCCACCUCAAUGCCGUCCUUUUAGACUACCUUCUUUACGACACAGCCAAAGAGCUCGAGGCGCAGGACCUUGCAGAGACUGCGGCUGGAAACACACAGGCGCUGCAGGAAGAGCAGCAGCAACUAUCACGGACCCAACGACGACAAGUGCAAUCGGUAGAGGAGGCAGUCACUUUGAUCCGGAUGGGCCGAGGACCCUACCGCACCAUCGAUGUAGGAGUAUUUGGUACUGAGCUUCUGCGUCGCCGAGCAUAG
Cyphellophora attinorum is the source of this 1338-nucleotide messenger RNA. RefSeq lists its product as uncharacterized. The record is from RefSeq and is a predicted model, not a curated record. Bases 1 to 1338 code for a protein of 445 amino acids. Lineage: Eukaryota; Fungi; Ascomycota; Eurotiomycetes; Chaetothyriales; Cyphellophoraceae. The transcript has a single exon.